Molecule: messenger RNA, 1107 nt
Organism: Rotaria sp. Silwood2
Lineage: Eukaryota; Metazoa; Rotifera; Eurotatoria; Philodinida; Philodinidae
Source: the annotation of a GenBank genome assembly
AUGGAUUCCAUUGGCCGUGGAGAAGGUAAUUUUCGUGCCUUACUUCGCUAUCGAGUUCAUACAGGUGAUUCGGUGUUAGAAAAUCAUCUAUCUACAGCUAGCAAAACUGUUACAUACAUUUCGAAAACAACACAAAAUGAACUAAUCGAAAUUUGUGGUGAUUUAAUUCGAGAACAAAUAAUUACUGAAGUAAAACAUGCUACAUUCUUUACUGUGAUUGGCGAUGAAAUGACGGAUGUAAGCAAAAUGGAACAAUUUACAUUUUGCCUGAGAUACGUAUUUAAAGACAAAGUGCAAGAAAAAUUUAUUAGUAUUAUAUCAGCCGAAGAUCGGACAGGUGAAGGUUUGGCUCGAUUGAUUCUUGAAGAAUUAAAAGAUCUUAGUCUUGAUCCAAAUUUCAUGAUAGAUCAGGCAUAUGAUGGAUGUUCAACAAUGGCAGGACAAUUGAGUGGAUGUCAUGCAUACAUCCAAAACCUAUUUCCAACGGUACUUUAUCUUCAUUGCGCGUACUCAAUUGACAGUAAUGCCAACAAUAUGUGGACAAAUGCAGCAGCACAAACACUAGAAGAUUAUUAUCGAGUCAAUCUAUUCAUUCCUGUUUUGGAUCAUUUCAUUGCAUCGUUAACUGACCGAUUCAGUGCUCAUCAAUGGCUGGUCUAUAAUGUGCCUGCUCUUAUUCCAUCACUGGUUGAACAAAAGUUUUUCGAUGAUUUGAGAAAUAUUAUUAAUUUUUAUGAAGCUUAUUUACCAUUAUUGAAUACAAUCAAAGAAGAAUUCCAAUUGUACAGACGAAAAUGGGUAAAUGAGGCGCCAGAUCAUCGUCCAAACAAUGCUAUUGAUUCUUAUGUUUGUUGCAACGGUACCUUCUUCCCGAAUAUUAAAGUUCUUUUACAAAUUUAUGCAACAUUACCAGUGACAACAGCCACAGGUGAGCGAAGCUUUUCAACAUUAAAACUGUUAAAAGCAUAUCUUCGAAGUACCAUGAGUGAAAAUCGUUUGAGUGGUCUAGCAAUAAUGUAUAUACAUGCAAUGAUUAAUAUUGAUGUUAAACAAGCCAUCGACAAGUUCUCAAAACGAAAGAAUAGAAAUCUAGAAUUUCUUAUAUGA